AUGAAAAUGGAACAUCAUAUCUUGAAAUAUUCUAUGGAAGUUUCCAUGUUCAUUGAGGAUGAUGCUUUUUUACAAUCUCAAAAUAUCACUUUCUUUAAUUACAGGAGUAAGAAUAUCCACGAGAUUGCAAAUCUUGUCUCAUUAAUUGCCAAGUAUAGAAACCAAAUCACCCAAUUGAAAUCUUACGAGCACAUUUUUCGAGUAUUUGAGACGAUUCACAUACUAGUUGCAGCUCAAUUUACCGAAAUGAAACUAUUAGCGAAAACAAAAGAAAUCUCCAAUGGCGAUUCAUUAGUGGCGCGGCUGUUGCUAAAUGUCUUUAUUUUACAUCAUUCAAUUGAUUUAACAGUAGAGAAAAUUAUACAGCAGUAUUACAAAUUACGCGAGAUCAAACAUUAUUUAACCAAAGAUACAGUUGAUCGGAGUUUCGAGAAUUUCAGUAAUUUUUGUUUCCCGCAAGCCAAAGACUCGAUUGAGUAUUACAAGAGAAUCAUCACAAAAUGCUCAAAACAGUAUUCUCCAAAUGAGGAAGCUCAAUUGUUUGGCUUGUACUUGCUCAAGAGUACAAUACACAUUAACAUUGAUCAACCAAAGUAUGAAAGUAUGAAGAACUCCAUAUUACAAAAAAUAUUGGACAACGAGGAAGAUACAAGCUCAGGAUCUUUUACCGAACAGGAACUUGUUUCCAUUGAUUUGAUGGAGUAUCUAACCGCACAUAUUGAUUUUUUUCCUCGGGUGCUACUCAUCUUUGACAAAUUUCAAAGUGUUACUUGCAAAUGUUUACAGCUUCAUCGGCGGCGAUUAUCUGGCCAAAACAAUGAAAAUAGAAAUUUUAGCAACAAUGGCACUUUUGUCACUACUAGCGACAGGUAUUCUCUUUCAAAAAAAUUGACACCAGCGAUCAAUAGGGCAAUUGAUAAAUAUGUCAAGGGAGGUACAAUAGGUUUAGCUAAGACAGAGUGUUGCAGGUACACCUUUCGGCUCUUGUUGUUUUGUGGGGGGCAAAUUGCCUUUGAAUUUAAAACGAUAGAAGCUAAUUUAAUUCUGACUACUAGCUCGUAUGAAGAAAAAUCAUUUUUGCUGGAUAUCCUUAACACAUUCCAGACCUAUGCUGAAAGCUUGAGUGGAUUCUUAACGUUUUUAUCAGAACCUUUAAAAGGCAAAGGAAAUGCAAUAGCAAUAAUGGGUACGCACAGAGAUGAGUUUGAAAAAUUGGACGAAUUAUUGAAGCAGCUGUUCCUUUACGUUUUGGAGUGUGAAACAAGUUUGGACUUGGAGGAAGAAAUGAUUUCGUUGAAGACGAGUCGAUUAAGCAGGUGA
Molecule: messenger RNA, 1320 nt
Organism: Lodderomyces elongisporus
Lineage: Eukaryota; Fungi; Ascomycota; Pichiomycetes; Serinales; Debaryomycetaceae
Exons: 1
Coding region: 1-1320 (439 amino acids)
Source: RefSeq, a predicted model, not a curated record